AGCCGGGGCCCCAUGUCGCUGAAAUGCACGCAUGGAAUCCAUGGAAGAAAACUUCCCUCGAGGGGGCACCCAGAAAAAAUCUGUGCAGGGAAAAGCGCCCAGACAACCAAUCGAACAGGAUAACUUAUUUGAUACUUGUCAUGAAGAAGGAUCCCAGAAAAGAAAGAGGAUCCACGAUGAUCAAGGAAAGCAGAAGAAGCUCAAAGCAGAGAAAAAAGAAGCCAUUAAGACCAACGCCAAAGAUUUUGAACUUCUCACAGUUGAGGCCCUGAGUGAGGGGAUGUUGCUGGGGGGCUGCGUGAAGGAGUCCAACGACUUCGAGUUGGUGGUCAGUUUGCCUAAUGGGCUCGUGGGAUUUGUGCAAGUGACACACGUCUGCGAUGCCUACAGCAAAAUGUUGAAUGAGCAGGUGGUUCGGGAAGAGCUCCUGGAGGAUUUGAACUCGCUGUCAGACCUGUACCCCCCUGGAAUGCUGGUUAGAUGCCAUGUGAGCAGCGUGGAGAAGACCACGGAAGGACGCCAGAGCGUCAAGCUGUCAAUUAACCCCAAAGAUGUCAACAAAGCUCUGAACCCCACCGCUCUCCGAUCGGGCAUGUUACUCUCUGGCCUGGUGUCUAGUGUGGAAGACCACGGCUACCUCGUAGACAUUGGAGUCAGUGGUGCUAAAGCAUUUCUGCCUCGUCAGAAGUCCCAGAGUUACCUCAAAUCGGCCAACAAAGGGGCCGAGCUGAAAAUAGGCCAGUACCUGAACUGUCUCAUUGAAGAAGUGAAAAACAAUGGGAGAAUCGUCCGUCUGUCUGUCCAUCAGUCGGAGGUUGCUGCAGCCAUUGCAACAGAGGAACAGAACUGGACGUUCAGUAACUUGCUGCCAGGGCUGGUGGUGAAAGCCCAGGUGCAGAAGGUGACCCCUUAUGGCCUUACUCUGGGUUUCCUCUCCUCCUUCACGGGGAUUGUGGACUUCAUGCACCUGGAUCCAAAGAAAGGGAGGAAUUACACGGAAAGUCAGAUGGUGAAGGCCUGUGUCCUCUCCGUCCAUCCCACCUCCAAAGUGGUGCGGCUUACGCUACGCCAGAGCUUCCUUCAGCCUGGCGGCGUGCUCAGCCAGCUCUCCAGCGGUCGGAUCGGCACGGUGGUGGAGGAGGCGGUGGUGAAGAGCUUCCACCCAAAGGCUGGCGCCGUCUUUGAACUGGACGACGGCACGCUGGCUUUCGCCCGGCUGAAGCAUCUUUCGGACACCAAAAAAUCCUUCAGGCCCGGGGCGUUUAGGAUGGGAAGCAAGCACAGGUGUCGAAUCAUUGACUACAGCCUUAUGGACGAGCUGGCCCUGUUGUCUUUGAAGCGGCGGAUUAUCGCUGCUCCGUUUCUGAGAUACCAAGACAUCUGUCCCGGGCACGUGGUGGAGGGCAAAGUGUUGGCUCUGAAACCCUUUGGGAUGCAGGUGAAGGUGACUGAUCACAUCAGGGGGCUGGUGCCUCACCUGCACCUGGCGGACGUGCUCCUGAAACAUCCCGAGAAGAAGUACAGCGUGGGAGACGAAGUCAAGUGCCGGGUGUUAAUAUCCCAGCCUGAAGAAAAGAAGCUGCUCCUCACGCUGAAGAAAACUCUGGUCACGUCCAAACUGCCCGUCCUCGCUAGUUACGAGGCUGCAAAGCCUGGCCUGAUGGCCCACGGCUUUGUUGUGUGCGCUAGGGAGUUCGGCUGCAUUGUCAAGUUCUACAACGACGUUAAAGGGCUGGUUCCCAAGAACGAGCUGAGCUCGGAGCCCGUACCUUCCCCAGAGAAAGCCUUCUACGCAGGGCAGGUUGUCAAAGUAAUAGUCUUAAAAUGUGAGCCUGAGCAGGAGAGGUUGCUGCUGUCCUUCAAGCUGACGAGCAGAGCGGCCUCGGGGGACGGAGGAGAGCACGUUCCAAAGAAGAAUCGGGACGUGACUUACCAAACUGGGCAGAUGGUUGACGUGAAAGUCCUGAAGAAGAAAGAUAAUGGCCUGGAAGUUUCCAUCUUGUCGGACAAUGUUUCUGCGCAUCUUCCCACAAUGCAUCUGUCCGACCACGUGGUUAGCUGUAAACUCCUGUACCGUUGGCUACAAGAGGGGGAUAUCCUCCACAAGGUCAUGUGCCUAAGUGACAAGGGAGGACACGUUACCCUGUGCAGGAAGCCCGCAGUGAUCUCGGCCGUGCAGGAGGAGCAAGUGGUGAGGAGUUUCUCGGAAAUCCAACCUGGCAUGCAGCUGAUUGGCUACGUGAGGAACAUCAUGUCCUACGGCGUGUUUGUGGAGUUCCCCUUCGGUCUAGCUGGACUGGCCCCCAAAUCGGCCAUGAGUGACAAGUUUGUGACGGACCCCAAAGACCAUUUUGAGGUGGGACAGACGGUGGUUGCGAAGGUGACCAGUAUGGAUGAGGAGAAGCAGCGUAUUCUCUUGUGUCUGAAGCUGUCUGAGGUCGGCUUGGAAGACCCAGUCACCGGGAGCUUCUCCUUGCUGAGCCGGUGCUUGGAAGAGAUGAAGGAGAUCAGGGGCGUUAUGAGCAAAAGAAAUCAUUCCAAGGUGGCCCAAAACCUCUGUGGAUUGAUACCUGGGAAGAAACUCCACCUGGUCGUUCAAGAAGUGAAGGCAGAUGGCUCAGCAUUCUUUAACGGCACGGCCACUCGCUAUCAUGUUGGAGACAAGAGCUUGGUCGCGGGGCAGAAAGCAAGAGUCUUGGUUCUCCAUGUUGAUGCCCUCCAGUGCGUGGUUCACGUCUCCCUUCGAGAAGAGCUGUUGAACCCCAAAGCCCAGCGGUUAAAGGAAAACUCCCAGCACACCGCUGUCGUGCAGCACGUAGCAGAAGAGUUUGCCGUUGCCUCACUGGUGGAGGCAGGCCAGCUGACGGCCAUCCCUGUGGCCUCUCACUUCAACGACACGUUCCGUUUUGACUCGGAGAAGCUGAAGGUGGGACAGACUGUCUCUGUGACCUUAAAAACGGUGCAGACGGGGGACUGGGGUGUCCUGUUAGCAGUGCAAGGCCCCGCCAAGAAAAGGGCUUUUGUAAGAUCCCGGAAAGAGUCUGAGACCGUCGAGGAGGCCUUGCUGGCCAUGAAACACUCCCUGCGCGUGGGAGACAUGGUCACGGGAACCGUGAAGUCCGUCAGACCGACCGCCGUGACCGUUGCUAUUGAUGACAAGAUAACGGGCUCCAUCCACGUGUCCCGGGUCCUCGAUGAAGUCCCCGUAGGCACGUUUCCGACCUCCAGGCUGAAAGCUGGGCAGCAAGUGACAGCCCGGGUCAUUGGCGGCAAAGAUGUGAAGACUCACAGGUAUUUGCCCAUCACCCAUCCCCACUUCACUCAGUCCGUUCCAGAGCUCAGCAUUCGACCAAGUGAUCUGAAGGGGGAUGGCAGCCCGGCUCCAAGGCCCUCAGGAGACAGUCCCAGCGAGCGGCUCGGGCCCUACAAAGCUGGGCAGACGGUGACUUGCUUUGUGAAGAAGUACAAUACCAUAAAGACCUGGCUGGAAGUGGAGGUUGCUCCCGAGGUUCGAGGAAGAGUUCCCCAGCUGCUGCUUUCCCUGAACCCCAAGGUCUUAAAGCAUCCAGAAAAGAGCUUCAAGAACGGCCAGGCUUUGUCUGCGACAGUGACUGGAACGGAUGCCUCUAAGACCAACCUCUUCCUGUCACUUAUAGGAGCCCACUCACUGGUGGAAGGAACCAUCACCUUGGGCACCAUAAUGAAGGUGACUCCGCACGUGGGCCUAACCAUUGCGCUUCCUUUCGGAAAGACCGGCAAAGCCGGCAUCUUUCACCUGAGUGAUUCCUACUCUGAGCAGCCGGUGGAGAACUUCAGCGUCGGGAAGCACGUCAGGUGUUGUGUCCUUUGCAACAAAGACAACAAAAUAGAAGUCUCUCUCCGGCAAUCCAGGACAAACCCAAAGAGCAAAAACAAAGUGGAAGAUCCUGAAAUUACAAGUGUGGAGGAUGUUCGAGAAGGCCAGCUGGUCAGAGGCUACGUCAGAUCUGUCAAGCAGUCAGGGGUGUUCUUUGGUUUGUCCAGCUCAGUUGUGGGCCGUGUCCAGUUCCACAACGUCGUCCCCUUCUUCGUCCCGAAACAAUCCCUGUACGAGCAGUACCUGCCGGAGGGGAAGCUCCUCACUGCCAAGGUCCUCAGCGUAAAUAAUAAAGAGAGCCACGUGGAGCUCUCGCUCCUCCCUGCCGACACUGGGAAGCCAGGCGUCCUGCCUGAGCAGCUGGGCCUGCCGCUCUGUGACACGGACAAGGAGAAGGCAGCCGAGUUCAAGAAGCUGAAGGCAAAGCGGAAAAGAGGAGACUCGGAAGGCGAACAGGUGGGUGUCUGCAGGAGGCUAGUUUCCCUGCUGGGGGUGGGUUGCUGGGCUGACCGGGAGAGCAGAAAUGCCUUCCCUUUACUUCUGUCCUGCUUCACCUCAAAGCGGGGCAUGGUGGGUGAUCAAAAGCCAGCUACUUUUAAUAGACACCGCCGUGACAUUUGUGCGGCACAGAGAAAAGAACUCUGUCUGCCACAGAGUGGUGUCAAUGAGAUUGCGUGACCCACAGCUUUGCGU
Pelodiscus sinensis (Chinese soft-shelled turtle) is the source of this 4549-nucleotide messenger RNA. The record is from RefSeq and is a predicted model, not a curated record. NCBI's taxonomy places the organism in Eukaryota, Metazoa, Chordata, Testudines, Trionychidae.